Molecule: messenger RNA, 734 nt
Organism: Cylicocyclus nassatus
Lineage: Eukaryota; Metazoa; Nematoda; Chromadorea; Rhabditida; Strongylidae
Source: the annotation of a GenBank genome assembly
AUGCUCAUAUUCUUCCUUUUGUUUGCUGCAACAGCAGCUGUCAGCGCAGAGGACAAGCUCGAACUCCAUCGCCCGAGACAUCAUAAAGGUAAUGGAUCUUACUCUCCCAAAUUUGUUGGUCCAAAUAAGCCAGAGGAGCAUCACGAACGAUAUGGACCUCAUCCUCCCGAAUUUCCUGAUACCUAUGAGCUAGAAGAGCCUCACAGACGAUAUGAACCUUAUUCUUCUAACGUUCCUGAGCUAGGGGAACAUCGCAGACCUCAUGAAUCUCAAUCUUCACUUCCUGGGUUUGAGCUAGUGCUAGGAUCACAAAAAAUAAUAAUGCCAGCAGGACGAUCACUAGUGAUACCACAAUGGGCCGAAAGUCCGCAUCCGUUAGAUCCUAUCACGUACCCAACCACAACACUAGAAAACGAGGACUAUCUGGGUAAAGUUACUACAGCUCACCCAUACACACCGCUACCAGAUGAGGAGAGGACCACAGCUACCGAAGGAGGAGAGAACACCAAAAAAGAGGCCACCACAGCUGCCCAAGAAGAAACCACAGUGACAGCAAUGACGUCCGAAAGUGAGCAGCCUCACGGAACAGAGGAAGAGGAGUUCACGCCAAUUUUCGAAGGUACCACAAUUGCUCCAGUGUGGUGAAUCAAGAGUUCCAGUAAUGGAAAACUUCAUAGUCUAAGAAUGGUCAAGAGUUUUCUGUUUCGGAAUUCUCUGUAAUAAAAUGCUUGCUA